This is a messenger RNA of Eimeria necatrix, 624 nucleotides long. Its product is annotated as SAG family member. The record is from RefSeq and is a predicted model, not a curated record. Bases 1 to 624 code for a protein of 207 amino acids. The transcript has 5 exons. NCBI's taxonomy places the organism in Eukaryota, Apicomplexa, Conoidasida, Eucoccidiorida, Eimeriidae.
AUGGCGCCCAUUUUCCAGAGCGCAGCCCUGUGCUUCAUGGCACUCUGCGGACUGAAGUCUGCAUAUGCUGCUGAAGAAGGAACACCGUCACCUUCGCCGGUGGCAGCAGGAGAGGACGCCUACCUUGCCCUGAACUUGGCUCGGCGGGGAGGGCUCUCAGUUCGGCUUAAUGCACUGACAAAGCAGCAGACUAUCGUUGACACCGUUGUCGCAAAGCUCACAACACUGGCCGGCGAUGAUUGCGGACAAGUCAAUUCCGUGACUUCUGCAACAGUGAGUCUCAGAACGACUUACCCGAAAGAUGGAAAAUUCACUGAGGCUCCCUGGAACGACACCCAAGUCGUGAACAUUCUGCACGUUCUCUGGUCCGCCAGCACAGAAGUUGGCUGCGCCGUGACCACGAAAUGCACGGACAAGCAGCUGCUUGUUUGCCAAAUGACCCCGAAGGGCGGAAAUGGUGUUCCUUUCAGCGAGGAGUUCUACAAGGCCCUGGUGUCCAGGACCGACUCCAUUGAAUCUAUGACUGAAGCCGACCUGAAGACUGGCUCGAACUCCGGAUCUGCCGCAGUUCCUUCAGUUCUGCUUGCGGGUCUUGUUGCAAUGCUAGCAACAGCAGCAGCAUAA